AUGGCUCAUACCGGGGAAAAGCGGUACAGUUGUCCGACAUGCGACAAAAGUUUCUCUCGAUUAUACAACAGGGAUGUGCAUAUGAGAAUUCAUACCAAAGAGAAACCGUACAUUUGUCCGAGAUGCAAUAAAAGUUUCAGACUAAAACAACAUUUGCAAGGUCACCUAGUAACUCAUGACAGGAAUGAAUGA
Messenger RNA from Loa loa (African eye worm), 192 nucleotides. RefSeq names its product zinc finger protein. The coding region runs from base 1 to 192 and encodes 63 amino acids. Gene Ontology annotation, biological process: regulation of DNA-templated transcription. The transcript has a single exon. Gene Ontology annotation, molecular function: RNA polymerase II cis-regulatory region sequence-specific DNA binding; DNA-binding transcription factor activity, RNA polymerase II-specific. Lineage: Eukaryota; Metazoa; Nematoda; Chromadorea; Rhabditida; Onchocercidae. The record is from RefSeq and is a predicted model, not a curated record.